CUGCCAAAAGCCAUGCCGAAUUAGCGCAUUGCUUUAGGCGCUCCAACAAACUUCUUAUAUUCCUUCAUUGCUAAAGCAGGUUCGAAAUCACCAAAUUUUCGGCGGGUUUUGCCUAAUCACAAAAUGCUUUAUUCUUGGAUUCGUAGGCGUAGAAAGGGCAUGAAAACGAAGAGUAACAGAUCGAUACGGUAGCUGUCACUAAAUACACCCCCCACAUUCGUUAUUGCUUCCUCCAUCCACAUGUGUUACAUGCCAGACCCCGUGAUGGUCCUCUGUUUGUACAAGUCCUGUUGAACGACUCGUUUUGGGUGUAAGCUCGCGAAAGGGAGGACAAACAUUUAUUCUGAUGAGGCCCCGCAGAAAAACGUAGCGAAAAUUUCGGCAGUGGCCAGUUUGCUUGUUUUGUCAGUGGUAUACGAAAGGAUGGGGAACUGCACUCUAAAUGUUUCUAUUUCGAAUCCAACUGGAGUUACCAGUGAGGUAUCGAACAUUGUGAUUACGUUUUUCAUAGCAUUGUUUAUGCUGGUCGGUGUGACUGGCAACAUUCUUACUAUGGUGACUAUUGGAACAAGCAAAUCUCUUCAUUCUGUAUCUAACUUGGUCAUAUUCAGCCUAUGUGUGUCAGAUCUUACCUCAGCUGUCAUUUGCUCGCCCUUGUGGCUCUACAGACGAACAUGGGGAUUCGAAACUUGGAAGAUGGGAUCGUUUAUGUGUAAAUUCUACUGGAUUAGUGACUUUGCGACCAGCUAUGUUACGUCAUUACACAUCGUUUCGUUCGCCGCUCUUCGAUACAUUGCUGUAAAGCGACCGUUUUGUGUAACGUCAAUAUCCAAACGACGAGUUUUGGCAGCCAUCGUCGUAUUUUGGGUGAUUUCUAUUGCAGUGGCAUUACCAUUAGCAGUGUACAUGGAUGUGCGAGUUCGCAGAGAGCAAGAAGACAUCGGCAUGAGUUGGCCUUCGUGUUCUAUUAUAGACGACGGGGACUGUUGUGUGGCAAUGUAUAAUCUGUAUAUGAGUAUAGUCAAUCCGAUUUUCUUCUAUUUGCCGAUGGGAAUUUUGUUCACGCUGUCUCUACUUAUUAUUACCGUUCUAAGCGAACGGAAUAGGUGGCGACGAGCAGCUUCUAACUUCUUGGACUGCGAGCACUACUCUCGCCACCUCGAUACAAUAAACCAGAGGCAACCGCCGUUGCCUGACGUGAUUGCCCAAACCACCGACCCUGAUAACGUGUUAGACGAUGAAAACCGGAAUGCAAGCAAUGUACAUACAACUCGGGCUCCCCAAAUACGCACAGUGGCUUGCCCGAAUCAUACAGUUGCAAGACAAAACGUGAGCGAUGCUCGGUACUACAGAGAAAGAAAAAUAUUCCUACAGUUGAUUUUAAUCGUGAUAAACUUCGUGAUUGGCUAUAUACCGCUCACUGCAUAUCUUAUGUGGACCACAGUUACACCGAAGUGCUCUAAGUCUGUACCUUAUGCAACGGACUACUGGUUCGGUGUAGCCUCGUACCUCUGCUUACGUAUAAGUGAAUGUAUGAAUCCUGUUAUGUAUAACCUGGGUUCAACGAAUAUGCGCAAAGAGAGCCUCAGAGUUUUAAAAAGGGUAUUUUGUUGUAAAUCGUAAUGUACUCAGUUAUUUUUGUUUCUCUUCGUUUAGAAACGCGAAAAACAAAACGUCGUGUUACUUUUACACCUGAACAUACAUAUUUCUUUGCUUUGUCUUAUUAUUAAUAAGAAUGAUCGUGUUUAUUGAGCAGAGUGUUGUUUUAACGAACAUUAUACACUAGUCACUACUCCUAUCAAAUGGAUUCAUAAAUGUAAACGUGACUGCU
Molecule: messenger RNA, 1831 nt
Organism: Ciona intestinalis (vase tunicate)
Lineage: Eukaryota; Metazoa; Chordata; Ascidiacea; Phlebobranchia; Cionidae
Source: RefSeq, a predicted model, not a curated record